Diospyros lotus (date-plum) is the source of this 2046-nucleotide messenger RNA. Its product is annotated as 3-epi-6-deoxocathasterone 23-monooxygenase CYP90D1. Gene Ontology annotation, biological process: brassinosteroid biosynthetic process; multicellular organism development; sterol metabolic process. The record is from RefSeq and is a predicted model, not a curated record. The coding region runs from base 283 to 1725 and encodes 480 amino acids. The transcript is spliced from 8 exons. Gene Ontology annotation, molecular function: oxidoreductase activity, acting on paired donors, with incorporation or reduction of molecular oxygen, NAD(P)H as one donor, and incorporation of one atom of oxygen; iron ion binding; heme binding. Lineage: Eukaryota; Viridiplantae; Streptophyta; Magnoliopsida; Ericales; Ebenaceae.
AAUAUAAAUAUCUAACAUGUUUUAAAAUACCCAGUACAAAAUGUCUUGAAGAGCAUUUUGGAUAUGGUUUGAUAGAUAUGUACCAGCAGUAGUACUAUUAAUUAACACACCCGCCCGCCCCUCUUCCUUCUUUAUCUCUCUCUCUCUUUCUCUCUCUCCUUACACUCGUGCGCAUCCGCAUCUCAUGCACAUUCCUUCCUCAUUCACUCACUCCCCCCGCAUUCACGUAUAAAGUUUAGCACUAAUUAAGCUCUCAGUACCAGAAGCUUAAUUAUCACAGCAAUGGAUGAUUUUUGGUGGCUUCUGCUUGCCACUUCAAUCACCUCCUUCGCCGCCCUGUUCUGUACAAUAACUAGAAGAAGAAGUAGUUUGCCAAGUCCACUUAUUCCUUCCGGCUCUCUCGGCUGGCCUCUCGCCGGCGAGACCUUCCACUUCAUCUCCUCCGCCUGCUCUCCCCGCCCAGAAACCUUCGUUGACAAACGCCGCCUCAUGUACGGGAAGGUGUUCAAGUCGCACUUGUUCGGGAGCCCCACAAUCGUGUCAACGGACGCCGAAGUGAGCCGAUUCGUCCUGCAGAGCGACGCCAAGACCUUCGUGCCGUCGUACCCGAAAUCUCUCACCGAGCUGAUGGGCAAAUCCUCCAUCCUGCUCAUCAAUGGCGGCUUGCACCGCCGGAUCCACGGCCUCAUCGCCGCCUUCUUCAAGUCUCCGCUUCUCAAGGCUCAAAUCACCGCCGACAUGAGCAAUUUCCUGCUCCGAUCAAUGGCCAAUUGGCCCGAUGAUCGGCCCAUAUUCAUCCAAGACGAAGCCAAAAACAUUGCCUUUCAAGUACUGGUGAAGGCAUUGAUAAGUGUUGAUCCCGGCGAUGAGAUGGAAAUUUUGAAGAAACAGUUUCAAGAAUUCAUAUCAGGACUCAUGUCGAUUCCCAUUAACGUACCUGGAAGUAAACUCCACAGAUCACUACAGGCGAAGAAGAAAAUGGUGGAGCUGAUACAGAGAAUCAUCGGGGCUAGAAGGAAAUCCAGAGGCGUCUGGGAAGUUCCAAAAGACGUGGUGGAUGUGUUGCUCCGCCAUACAAGUGAAGAAGAGCUGAAGGACGAAUUGAUAUCAGAUAACAUGAUCGAUUUGAUGAUUCCCGGAGAGGAUUCGGUGCCGGUUCUUAUAACACUCGCCGUAAAAUACCUCUCUGAUUGCCCCGCAGCUCUCCGGCAACUAGAAGAUGAGAACUUGAAGAUGAAGAGAUUGAAAGAUGAGCUUGGAGAGCCAUUAAGUUGGGGCGAUUACUUAUCCCUCCCAUUCACUCAAACAGUGAUUACGGAGACAUUGAGAAUGGGAAAUAUUAUAGUAGGGGUGAUGAGAAAGGCCAUGAAAGAUGUGGAGAUAAAGGGGUAUCUGAUCCCAAAAGGAUGGUGUGUUUUCACCUAUUUUCGUUCGGUUCAUCUCGACGAAAACCUCUUCGACCGGCCUUGCCAGUUCGAUCCAUGGAGAUGGCAAGACAGAGAGAUGAGCAGCAGCUGCAACAGCUUCUUCACUCCAUUUGGAGGCGGACGAAGGUUGUGCCCCGGGCUCGACGUGGCCAGGCUUGAAGCCUCCAUCUUCCUCCACCAUUUUGUUACUCAAUUCAGAUGGGUGGCUGAGGCAGAUUCAGUUGUGAACUUCCCAACGGUGAGAAUGAAGAAGGGAAUGCCAGUUUGGGUCAAAAGAAGAGGAGAAGUGUGUCUGUGAAGAGAGAGAGAGAGAGAGAGAGAGAGAUGCCUUUUGCCUGCAGAAGAGGAAAUAAUUAGCUUUAAUUUAUUUAGAGGGGAGGGGGGAAUUCAUUACAAAUGGUUGCAGACAAACCCAACCAACUGGAAGAAAGAAUGACAGAUAGAUUUUAAAGAAAUUAGAAAGGUUGGCAUGCAUCACCCCCACACGUGUGGGAGUGCCAUGCCAUCAGACAAUGACACAUUUUGUCCUACUUUCUCAUCUCUAUCCCUAUUAACCAAUAAAAUGUUAUUAUAUAUGUAUGUGGGUGUGUAUUCUCUUCUUCAUAAUAAGUUCGUAUCA